GUUUUCUUGGACCAAGUUUCGUUUCAAGCACAGGCCAGCUUCCCUUGGGAGAGUGUUUGAUGACUAAGCACAAGAGACUGUCUCUUGGGAGAAGCUGAUCACUUGAUUCUGCACGUGAGGCCAGUAUCAAACACGCGCCCGGGCCGUAGGGGUCUUGGACCCUGCCGAAAGGGAUGAAUGGAAAGUUUCAGCCGCGCUGUCAAUAGGAAAGCGUGGUUCUCAAAGGGUGAGAUGAUGUGAAGCUCAUAUCGUACCAUGAACUGGAAGCCCUCAAUUACAUCGUCGACGAAAUAAAACAUUGCGUGUGUGAAAUUGGUGGCGGAGCUUCCAACCACACGUCCGAUUCUCAUCACAGCCCACCCGUAUCCGUCUUACAAGCAAGGGAGUGAGUGAGUGAGUGAGUGAUCGCAGGGAGAACCAGAUACUGUUGUAAACAGAAAGCACACAACAAACAAAACCAUCGAGAAUCCAAGCAACAACAAGAUCACCGGCAACAACAGAGAGGGAGAGAGAAAGAAGCAUAAUCAUAAUGGACCCGAAUAUCUCGGCAUCCGCUCUGGGUGAGCCACACCACCUGGGCAUCGGCUUCUACCUCCUCCCCUUCGCCACGUUCCUCUGCUUCCUCGUCCCGGUCCUCUACAUCUUCCCCCCGAUCCCGGCCACCACCAGCGACGCCCUACGCUCAACCCACACCAAGAUUGGCGUCUCGCCGCCAAAGAGCAACCUCCGGGACCAGUACUCCGUCAAGGCCGACGCCGGCAGCACCUCCAAUGCCGGCACCGGCACCGGCACCGGGCCCGUCGCCCGGGUCAAGGCGCUCUGCGUCUACCCCAUCAAAUCAUGCCGCGGCAUCGAAGUGACCCGGAGCAAGCUCCUCCCGACGGGCCUGGAAUUCGACAGGCUGUACACUUUCGCGCAGCUCAAGUCCCGCUUCCCGGCCGCCGUGGACGACUCGGCCGAGGCGAAAGACGAGCACACCUGGGAAUUCGUCACGCAGCGCCAAUUUCCUCUCCUCGCGACCAUCAAGGUAGACGUCUACGUGCCCGACGCGACCAAGUCCACAGUCUUCAUGGAGAAGUCGUCCGACGCGUGGAUCGUGAUGCGGUUCCCCUGGCGGGAACCCGGGUUCCGGGGCACCAUGUCGUGGGUGGCGUCCAAGAUCCGGGACGGAUGGAGGGGGCAGCCGGAGAUGGAGGUGCUGUUGCCCGUCGAGUUCCCGACGGACGCGGAGAUUGCGGAGCGCGGGUACACGCGCGAGGACGUCAAGGUGUGGAAGGAGGUCGUGCCGGCUCUGAAUAUGGACAAGGAGUUGCCGGGGGAGCUGUGUCGGUACCUGGGGGUGAGCAACAAGCUGGCGCUGUUCCGGGUCGAUCCGGGGCAGUUGAGGGAGGUGUAUCGGUGUGCGCCGCGGAAGGAGGAGGCUGGGUAUCAACCUAUUGUUGGGUUCCAGGAUGCUUAUCCUCUCCAUAUCAUGAACAUUAGCAGUCUCCAGGACUUUGACGCCAAGGUCCCCAAGGACGACGAGCUCAAGCAUCUCGACGUCAGGAGGUUCCGGUCCAACAUCAUUGUCUCUGGUGCGCCAGCCUACGACGAGGAAUCAUGGAAAUGGGUCAACUUCACCCAGGGCACCUCAAAGGUCACCGUCCCGGCAAAGUUCCAAGUCUCGUGCCGUACAGUCCGCUGCAAAAUGCCAAAUGUCGACCCAGUAACCGGCGCCCGCCACGGCGCCGAACCAGACAGGUCCCUCCGCAAGCUCCGCGACGUCGACGAGGGCGCCCCGCGCAUGGGGUGCCUGGGCAUGCAAAUGUGCCCGCUCUUCGAGGGCACCGACCGCGUCGAGUACAUGCAGGCCUGGCUCGAGGUCGGCAUGGACGUCUCCGUGCUGGAGCGCGGCGAGCACGUGUACAUCAAGCAGUGAAAAUCCAGGCCAUUCAUCUCGAUCUUAGUCCUGGAGAAGAAGAAAGAAUAUCUGGGCAGCGGCUGAUGAGGCAAUUUGGCGCUGCUGAGGAGAGAUGAGUGGUUGGAUUUUCGUCUUGCUUGAUUAUGGUGUGUGAAAUGGCAUAAUAGACAUAGACUUCAAUCACACGCAGAAGGAGAGAACGUUAUAGGUUAAGACCAGGA
Colletotrichum scovillei is the source of this 2121-nucleotide messenger RNA. Its product is annotated as MOSC domain-containing protein. The coding region runs from base 530 to 1918 and encodes 462 amino acids. The record is from RefSeq and is a predicted model, not a curated record. NCBI's taxonomy places the organism in Eukaryota, Fungi, Ascomycota, Sordariomycetes, Glomerellales, Glomerellaceae. The transcript is spliced from 4 exons. Gene Ontology annotation, molecular function: molybdenum ion binding; pyridoxal phosphate binding; catalytic activity.